AUGUCUAGAAGAAGGUCUAGAAGAAGUAUGGAAAAAAUAUUAUUCAAAGUCAAAGGUGAAGGCGAUUUUCAGCAAAAUGGUUUCUCCAGGAGUCGGGAAUCACGUCGACGUAUCAACCGUCCACCAUCAGCGCAAUACAGUGCACUGAGCGAGCGCGUGCGCAUCAGCACGCCGGCCGCUCUCCAAUGCGCGUUGUUCUGUGGCGGCGCUAGCUGCCAGUACGAACUGCCGCAGAGACGAGAUAAUGCUAUACAAGGAUUGUACUCGGACUGGGUCACCGAAGACAUUCUGGCGAUGGCACGACCCAGCACCGCGAGCAUCGCAGCCAGGAACAUUAUACAACAGUUCCAUAGUUGGGGAAUUCGUACGGUGGUCAAUCUGCAAACGUCAGGAGAACACGCGAGCUGCGGACCGCCGCUCACGAGCUCCGGAUUCACAUAUGAUCCCACAAUAUUUAUGGCCAAUAACAUUUAUUAUUACAAUUUCGCGUGGCUGGACUACGGAGAAGCUAGCUUGAGUUGCCUGCUCAAUAUGACGAAAGUAUUGUCCUUCGCAUUGCAAGAGGGUAGAGUUGCCAUACACUGCCAUGCAGGUCUAGGAAGAACCGGAGUCCUGAUAUCUUGCUACUUGGUGUAUGCCCUGAGAAUCCGUGCUAAUGACGCGAUACGCCUCGUGAGAAAGAAACGACCUCGUGCUGUGCAGACAUCUGGACAGAUCCUGUGCGUGCAGCAGUUCGAGCAUUACAUACUACCGCAGACUGUUGUUUUCAGUACUAAGGAACCUUUAUUGUUGGCAAAGGGUCGAAAAUGUGCUGAAUUCAAUCUAAGGCAGUACCUAUAUCGGCAGCAAGCUACGCUUCACGGAAUAGAAGAGCGUGUCUUUCGAGAAAUUCCCAAGAUAGUCUACUGUAUCUGCGAGAGACUUCUCAAGUUGUGCGGCUGUCAUGAAAGUGGUGGACAGGACUAUGAAAUAAAGAUCCGUCCUUUUUAUAAGAAGUUCCUGUCGUACAGACUUAAAAAGAAUAAACCUACAGACCCGACAACACCUGAAGAGAUGCCUACAGAACAAGCAGGGUCUCUACCGCUACCGAUGGUGGAAUGGCGCGAUCCUGUAGAAGAAGACUUGGAGAGGAGCUUGGAGUCAGUCAGUAGGAUCACAUCCACAACCACUAAUGGUACUAUACCAGCGGUACAAGUGCAUGAGGCCUUCAUCUCAGAUCACCAAUGUCUUCCAGAAGAUAAACAGAAACGUCUAAAGCAGCUACGCAAUGACAUCAAUCAGAGACGAGAAGCUAUGGAUAUGAUUUAUGACGAGGAGGAUCCUGUAAUCUUAUCGGGGCUAUUGUUCGAAUGGCUGGAAGGUCUUAAGGACCCAGUGUUGGACCGCGAAGAUCUCUCCCUGAUUGUUGGCCGUGUGCAUAACACAGUCUGGUGUAUACAGGCAUUGGACAUGGUGAGAUAUAAUACUUCAUAG
Molecule: messenger RNA, 1473 nt
Organism: Papilio machaon (common yellow swallowtail)
Lineage: Eukaryota; Metazoa; Arthropoda; Insecta; Lepidoptera; Papilionidae
Product: protein tyrosine phosphatase domain-containing protein 1
Exons: 11
Coding region: 1-1473 (490 amino acids)
Biological process (GO): protein dephosphorylation; cilium assembly
Molecular function (GO): protein tyrosine/serine/threonine phosphatase activity
Source: RefSeq, a predicted model, not a curated record